GCGGAGGUACAAGCAGCACCAGCGCCGCCGCCGCCAGCACAGCCGCCCACCCUGCCGCCGCCGCGGUGCUGUCGUCCGAGUCCCGCAGCCGGGUCAGCGUGCUUCCUUCGCCGCCUGUGAGCCUGGGGAACCUGCAGCUCAAAGCCGCCGCCAGCCACAGCACCAUGUAUCCCGGGAACAAGCGGAAAAAGAUCUGGAGGGAAGAGAAAGAACGUUUGUUGAAGAUGCCACUAGAGGAGAGGCGUAAAGAAUAUUUACGGGAUUAUGUUCCUCUGAAAGAUAUCCCAUCAUGGAUGGAAGAAAUAAAAAGCAAGACCCAAAGUGACGAAGAAAACACAAAGGAAGCUUCACCGGUGCAGAAAAGUCUGAGUGAGAAAGUCUCCCUCUACAGAGGCGAUAUCACGGUGCUUGAGAUUGAUGCCAUCGUUAACGCUGAACUCUUGGGCAGAUCCAAGCUGCAGAUCAUCAUCAUCAUCAUCAUACAACAUAUGAAGCAGUCCUACUAUAAAAUGAUACUACCAGCUAAUGCAACUCUUCUUGGAGGUGGCGGUGUUGAUGGCUGUAUACAUAGAGCAGCUGGGCCCUGUCUAUUUGCUGAAUGUCGCAACCUGGGCGGAUGUCAAACUGGACAAGCCAAAAUCACUUGUGGUUAUGACCUGCCUGCAAAAUAUGUCAUUCAUACUGUGGGACCUAUAGCACGAGGGCAUAUUAAUGAUAGCCAUAAAGAAGACCUGGCAAACUGCUAUAAAACCUCCCUGAAACUGGCAAAAGAGAACCUCAUCAGAUCGAUUGCAUUCCCGUGUAUUUCAACAGGAAUUUAUGGUUUUCCAAAUGAGCCAGCUGCAAUCAUUGCACUUACUACAAUCAAGGAAUGGUUAAGCAAGAAUUUUCACGAGAUGGAUCGUGUCAUUUUGUGUGUAUUUUUGGAGGUUGACUACAAAAUUUACAAGAAGAAAAUGAAUGAAUUCUUCCCCACAGAGGGAGUGGAGCAAAAAGGCCAGUCUUCUUCACCCGUGAAAUGCAAAGCAAAGCAAUCUGAGAACCCGGAGGAGGAUAAUGAGGGUGACAAUGACGGCGAAGCAAAGCAAAGCCCUGAUGAAAUUGAGAGUCAGAGUCAAGAAGCAGAUGAGGCAAAACCAACAGUUACAAACAGCGCAACAGAUGAAGAAGAGAAGCUAUGCAAGGAAAAAGAAUCCUCCCAAGAUUCCAAAGCUACACAAGAGCAUAAUCCAGUGCCCCUUGCAACCGGUGAACAAGAUCAAGCGGACGGGCUCCAAGACGAUUCCACAGAGGUUGAAAUGAACACUCAGACAGAUUCUCAAGUCUCCUACAUGGAAGCAGAAGAGACUUUGAUAAGCGAAGAAGAGACCACAAAAGAAGAGAAACCACAGGCUCCUGAAGUAGACAAAACUAAUCAAGAGAGCAAAGGGGAAGAAAAAGGAGCAGAACAAGAAAAAGGGAAGCAGGCUACAGAGCCUGAGCAGCCCGAAGGUCCAUGCGAUACAGAAAACAUUUCAAGUAAUGACGUUGAAAUGAAUAGUCAGGUUGAAAACAUAGAUGAACCUACAGAAUCCCAGAAAGAAAAUUAAUCCGUAGAAGACCAUGAUAAGAGAAGAGAACAGGGCGUGGAACAGGAACUGCAGUCAUCGGUGCAUUAUAUGACAACAUUCUUGACUAGCAGAAAACAGCACACCAUGGCGUGCAAAAUGGGGAUGUGGGAAGGGAGGGUGACAAAGGGACAACCAUUCUUUACAUUAAUUUCUCUUCUCUGUUUCAUUUUGUUCAGUAAAACGACAUGACGCUUCUCUACUUUGGUUGUGGUGUCUUGGUUUCAUUUUCUUUGCUUCAUUCCUGUAUUUCCUGCACCUUCUUUUGGCAAUCUAACCCCUCCUUUCUGCAAAAGAUAUGUAUUCUUUGUUUCUAAAUAUGGUUUCUUAUGAUUACUCUUCAAGGCGACAUGCGUAGAGGACAUUUUAAACAUGGACCCUCAAAAGUCUACGGGUUUGUUCUGAAUGGUAACAAAGCACUUGAUUCUGCAGCUACCUGCAGUGAGCAACGACGGUGGCAAUAUCAGCCCCUUUGCCUCUCUGGUACUUUCAGCCCGCCAAUGCCAGUGCAUAAUAAUUUCAGCUUGUUAGACUUUUCCUACUUCCCAUAGAACAGCACAAGAAAGGAGUGCAUAGAGAUUUUAGUGUGAAUAAAGAUUUGGUUCAAAUAUUACCAGCCCCAAGUGGAAACUGCUGGGGGGGGGUGAACCCUCUUCCUUUAGGCUGAGAUCCCAUGCAGGGACUUCUAAUGAAGCCAGAGGCUGGAAAAUAUUUCCAUGUGGAGAUUUGCCAUAUGAUGGGGCUAAUUCAUCUGGUAAGAGGCUUGCAAGCAGUACAAAGUGUUUGCCAGUGGCCUCCACGUAGGAGCAAAUGACAUCUGAAUUGGCCUUCAGACCUAUGCUUUAGCUAGGCCAAUCUGGAUGGCUGAGGUUACCCACGGACAGAAUGAAUAUAUGGAGACUCCGUCUAUCAGUGGGUCUGAAUCCUGAUACCUAAGCAUGGACCAUCCAUGCUCAGUUCACCUUGGAUUGCCAAACAACAGGGGGUUGGUUUCUUUUUCCCAUCCUGCUUGUAAGCAUUCUAAGCAUUUCUCUUUGACUAAUUAGACUUUUCAUAUGACAAUCAAUCUCCACAAUUUGCCAAUUCUUUGCUAAUCUACCCAUGGCGUGAAACAUUUAAUCUACCCUAAUGGUGUUGCUGCACAGGUCAAUAUUCUAUUGUUUACUAAUGGGUCAGCACCCCUAAUGUCUCCGGAACAAGACUAAAUCACCUCUUUAUUUUCAGUGCCCUCUGAGUAAGAGGGAUUGCAGAUAUUCUCCAUCUAGCACAUUAUAAAAUAUGGCUUGUGGCUUUAACACUUUCCUGUCAACUCUUGUUAUAUU
Molecule: messenger RNA, 2929 nt
Organism: Elgaria multicarinata webbii
Lineage: Eukaryota; Metazoa; Chordata; Lepidosauria; Squamata; Anguidae
Gene: MACROD2
Product: mono-ADP ribosylhydrolase 2
Exons: 19
Coding region: 165-1589 (474 amino acids)
Source: RefSeq, a predicted model, not a curated record